This is a messenger RNA of Recurvomyces mirabilis, 936 nucleotides long. RefSeq lists its product as uncharacterized. The record is from RefSeq and is a predicted model, not a curated record. Bases 1 to 936 code for a protein of 311 amino acids. Gene Ontology annotation, molecular function: RNA binding; translation initiation factor activity; ribosome binding. Gene Ontology annotation, cellular component: eukaryotic translation initiation factor 2 complex; eukaryotic 48S preinitiation complex. NCBI's taxonomy places the organism in Eukaryota, Fungi, Ascomycota, Dothideomycetes, Mycosphaerellales, Teratosphaeriaceae. Gene Ontology annotation, biological process: translational initiation. The transcript has a single exon.
AUGUCCCUCACCAACUGCCGCUUCUACGAGGAGAAAUACCCGGAGAUCGACUCAUUCGUCAUGGUAAAUGUCAAACAAAUCGCCGAAAUGGGCGCCUACGUCAAGCUCCUCGAAUACGACAACAUCGACGGCAUGAUCCUGCUCUCUGAACUCUCCCGCCGCCGUAUCCGUUCCAUCCAGAAACUCAUCCGAGUCGGGCGGAACGAAGUCGUCGUCGUGCUGCGUGUGGACAAGGAGAAAGGGUAUAUUGAUUUGUCCAAGCGACGAGUGAGUCCGGAGGAUAUUGUCAAGUGCGAGGAGAGGUAUAACAAGAGUAAAGUCGUGCAUUCGAUUAUGAGGCACGUGGCUGAGAAGACCGGGACGCCGAUCCAGGAUCUGUAUCAGGAUAUUGGGUGGCCGUUGAAUAAGAAGUAUGGGCAUGCGGUCGAUGCUUUCAAGUUGUCGAUUACGAACCCGGAUAUCUGGAAUGAGGUUACGUUCAAGAGUGACGUUAUCAAGGAUGAAUUCCACAGCUACAUCAGCAAGAGGCUCACACCACAACCCACGAAGGUGCGCUCGGAUGUGGAGGUGACGUGUUUCGGAUAUGAGGGUAUCGAUGCGGUCAAGACUGCUCUGAGAACUGCAGAGGCGAAGAGUACGGAGGAAACACAAGUCAAGGUCAAGCUGGUUUCGCCUCCUCUUUACGUCUUGACGUGCCAGACGCUGGACAAGACAGUGGGGAUCGAGGUUCUGGAGCAUGCGAUCAAGGAGAUCGAGAGCAACAUUCGCGCUGCGGGUGGCAGCUGCACGGUCAAGAUGGCACCUAAGGCUGUUACAGAGAAUGACGAUGCAGAGUUGCAGAAGCUGAUGGAUCAGAGGGAGAGGGAGAACCAGGAGAUUAGUGGUGAUGAGGAUGAUACUGAGAGUGAUGAGGGGGUCGUUGCGACAGGCGACUAG